Messenger RNA from Peromyscus californicus insignis, 866 nucleotides. RefSeq names its product zinc finger protein 120-like. The record is from RefSeq and is a predicted model, not a curated record. Lineage: Eukaryota; Metazoa; Chordata; Mammalia; Rodentia; Cricetidae. Bases 1 to 417 code for a protein of 138 amino acids. Gene Ontology annotation, biological process: regulation of DNA-templated transcription. The transcript is spliced from 4 exons.
AUGGACAAGCUGGGAAACCAUGACUUGAAUGUAGUGACCUAUGAUGAUGUGCAUGUUGCUUUCACUUGGGAAGAGUGGAAUUUGCUGGAUCCUUUCCAGAAGAAUCUCUACAAAGAUGUGAUGCUGGACACCUACUGGAACCUCACUUCUAUAGGGUACAUUUGGAGAGACAAUACUACCGAUGAACAUUUUCAAAGAUCCAGAAGACAUGGAAGGUAUGAAAGAAACCAAACUGGAGAGAAACCUGUAUAUUUUCAACGUGGUAAAGCCUUUGCAUAUGAGAGUCGUCUUCACAGGCAUGAAAGAACACAUAGUGGAGAGAAAAUCUUUGAAUGUAAUCAGUGUGGUAAAGCCUAUAGUCAUCAGAGUAGUCUUCAGAUGCAUAAAAAAAACUCAUACUGGAGAAAAACCCUAUGAAUGUAAGCAAUGUGGUAAAGCCUUUGUUCAUCACAGUAGUCUUCAAAGGCAUGAAAGAAUACAUACUGGAGAGAAACCCUAUGAAUGCAAUCAAUGUGGUAAAGCCUUUGUUCAUAACAAUGGUCUUCAAGUACACAAAAGAAGACAUACUGGAGAGAAACCCUAUGAAUGCAAUCAAUGUGGUAAAGCCUUUGUUCAUAACAAUGGUCUUCAAGUACACAAAAGAAGACAUACUGGAGAGAAACCCUAUGAAUGUAUUCAGUGUGGUAAAGCAUUUGUGUAAAAGUCAUCUUGAAAUGCAUAAAAGAACACAUACUGGAGAGAAACCCUAUGAAUGCAUUCAAUGUGGUAAAGCCUUUGCACAACAGAGUAAUUUUCAAGUUCAUGAAAGAACACAUACUAGAGAGAAGCCCUAUGAAUGUAUUCAAUGUGGUAAAGGCUUUGCAAAG